GGGCGUGCCCGUAAGGCGGGAGGCAGCGCUGGGAUCUCUCCUCGUGCUCCGCGUUGAGCCCCCCGCAGCCGCCGCGACCGCCACCGCCCCUGCAGCGGUCGUCAGGGCUCGGCUCCGGGUUGCGUCCUCCACGGCUCCUGCUGGUGUCCUUAGAGCAUGGGAGGCUGCUGAGCUUGAGUGGCGGGGUCCAGUAGGAGCUGCGUGUCUCACUCCUUGCCAGGGAGGGCAUCCAUGGCUGCAGCCAACAAGGGCACCAAGCCCAGAGUCCGGAGUAUCCGCUUCGCGGCAGGCCAUGAUGCAGAAGGCUCCCAGAGCCACGUCCACUUUGACGAGAAGCUGCAUGACUCGGUGGUCAUGGUCACCCAGGAGAGUGACAGCAGCUUUCUGGUCAAGGUUGGCUUCCUGAAGAUCCUGCACAGGUAUGAGAUUACCUUCACUUUGCCCUCGGUGCAAAGGCUGAGCAAGGACGUCCGAGAGGCACCUGUCCCCAGCCUGCACCUCAAGCUCCUCAGCGUCAUGCCUGUCCCAGAAGGUUACAGCAUCAAGUGUGAGUACACGGCGCACAAGGAAGGCGUCCUCAAGGAGGAGAUGCUGCUCGCCUGUGAAGGUGGCACGGGCACCUGUGUGCGAGUGGUGGUGCAGGCACGCGUCAUGGACCGGCACCAUGGCACACCCAUGCUGCUGGAUGGUGUCAAGUGUGUGGGUGCUGAGCUAGAAUACGACUCGGAGCACAGCGACUGGCACGGCUUCGACUGAGGCCCAUGCCCCGGCCCACCUCGGGGCCCCUCAGCCUUAAUCUCCACCUCACAUCCCCGAAUGCUGCAUGGUUGUGUGGCUUCCUCAUCCCUCCCCAGGGUGGGCGUGGGGGUGGUGUGUCCAGGGGCCUCCAAGCUGGGGCCCUGCCCACGCUUCACCCCUGUCUUCAUUUUUAUCACCUUCCUGCCUCUCCUGCAUCCUCCUCUUCCCACUUCUUCCUCUCCAUGUGCCUCAGUCUCCUGCGGGAAGAAAUGGGUUGAGCCCCCAAGGAGGCUAUCUGAGGAGGGGCAGGGGAGGGGAGGACCUGGGGUGGGUUUUACCCACCCCCCCACUGCAAGCCAUAGGAGCUCCAGCCAGAGCCUGAGAGAGGAGGGAACUGGCUCUGUGACGUCAUCACCCCAUUACUGCUGCUGCUGCUGCUGUCUCAUUUAAGCCACCUCUCUUGCCCCCUCCCACUUUCCCACUGCUGUCCAUGGUGAAUUGGAGGGAGGUGCAUUUCCCAGCCCCUACCCCCAGGUGUGUAUUACUUGGUUUUUAAACAACUGGUUGGGGUAAAACCUUAAAGAAAUAAAAC
This is a messenger RNA of Pteronotus mesoamericanus, 1330 nucleotides long. It is a transcript of the gene ADISSP, whose product is annotated as adipose secreted signaling protein. Lineage: Eukaryota; Metazoa; Chordata; Mammalia; Chiroptera; Mormoopidae. Bases 232 to 756 code for a protein of 174 amino acids. The transcript has 6 exons. The record is from RefSeq and is a predicted model, not a curated record.